Molecule: messenger RNA, 4990 nt
Organism: Haliotis rubra (blacklip abalone)
Lineage: Eukaryota; Metazoa; Mollusca; Gastropoda; Lepetellida; Haliotidae
Product: ras guanyl-releasing protein 3-like
Exons: 20
Coding region: 582-2726 (714 amino acids)
Biological process (GO): Ras protein signal transduction; positive regulation of GTPase activity
Cellular component (GO): plasma membrane
Molecular function (GO): calcium ion binding; guanyl-nucleotide exchange factor activity
Source: RefSeq, a predicted model, not a curated record
GAUUGCUAUUUCCUCCAACAGAAUGUCAAUAAUCAAUUAGAUAUUUUCAAUUCCAAUCCACACAAUAUUAAUAAAUCUGUUCUUGUAGAGAAAACAAACUAUCACAUUUUCUCAGAAAUACGGUGAUCAAGUUAUAAAAUUCUCAUCCUGAAGGUCAAAGGUUAGGCAAUGGCCGAUGCGCAGAUGCUCAAGAUGUGACAAGAGCAAGGCCAUAGUGGAUUGAUAAUUAUGAAUUCCUUCCUUUUAUUAACGACGUUCUGCUGGACGUAGACCAUCAUGGCACCAUUGCACUGACAUGGUUUAAAAUGCGAAAGCCUGUACUGCGUGUAAAUAAAUAGACUCAGUUGAUAUAGCGCAAGGAGGAACUGCCUGUUGAUCCUCUGUACCUCACUGAUGCGAUGUCUCCCUCCUUGAAGUAGGGACAGCUCGUCAUGCUAUAACAGAUGUUAUGCAUCUCUGGGUCAGAAUGCAACAUCUUGGAUGCUUUGCAUGAAUUGUUGAUGUGUCCCUGGAGUGAGUGAUCCCUGUGGCGGAGUUGCCGCCGCCACCGCUGCUGCUGACCCCCCGAGUCGCCGCCGCCAAUGCAGGGCGUGGAUCUCCUGGUGGGCGUGGCUCUGAUGGAGGAGGACAGACCGGUGCUACCCGGCGUCAACAUCCGCGCCGCAACGCCGGAACGUCUCAUCCAGCUCUGCGUAGAAGUCUUCUGUGAGGCGGGCCCGUGCGAGCGGCAGGAGGAGUACGCUCGGGUCUUCUACCUCAUGCACCAAUGGUUCAUGAAGUCUGAAGAUCUUGCUCAGGCUUUCAUAGAUCUUUACCAGGGUUGCGAUGAAACGAUCUCGUGUGACGUGGCAGCCUGUCCCCACCUUCCCACAGUCCAACAGUGUCCCAUACAGCAAUACAAGGCCAAAAUAUGUCAGGCUGUCAGAUAUUGGAUCCGGCACUUCCCUGUUCAUUUUGAUCUAGACGCACGAUUGGUCAAAGCUGUUGAACAGCUUGGAUGUCUCCUCCAAUCAGAAGGCAAUGUUCAGCUCAAGGAACUCAUUGAUUUGUCCAAAGUACCCUCUUACGACUGGAUGAGGAACAUGUCUGUUCGUCAGCCAUCCCGAAAACAUUCGCGGAAAGUGUCUCUUGUCUUCAAUCAUUUAGAGCCAGAUGAGUUAGCAGAACAGCUGACGUAUCUUGAAUUUAAGGCAUUUAGGAGAAUUCAUUUUUCAGAUUUCAAGAACUAUGCAGUGACAGCAUCUCUGAAGGAGAACCUCAAGUUGGAGCGAUCAAUAGCGUUAUUCAACGGCCUUUCUCAGUGGGUCCAGUGUAUGGUUCUCAGUAAAACAACACCUCAACAGAGAGCUGAUGUCAUUAUUAAAUUUGUCAAUGUGGCCAAGAGACUGCGGGUACUACAGAACUUCAACACACUGAUGGCUAUUGUUGGAGGGCUUACACACAGCGCACUGGCCAGACUCUCCAAAACUAAUGCAUGUCUGCCCUCAGAAACUCACAAGAUUUUAAUAGAGUACACAGAACUGCUGUCUUCAAAUAACAACUUCAGUAAUUACAGGAAAAUAUAUCACCAAGCAACAGGCUUUAAAAUACCAAUCCUGGGUGUUCACUUGAAGGAUCUCAUCUCUCUGCACACGGCCCUCCCAGACAAGGUGGAAGGUAACCUGGUCAACUUCCGCAAGAUGGCUCAACUGUCCCUCAUCCUCACCGAGCUCACGCGCCUACAACGACAAGACAGCGACCCUGUUGAUGCCAAUAUGGACUUAGUCAAUACUUUGAGAUUGUCCCUGGACCUCCAUUACACAGAGGAUGAGAUUUACGAGCUGUCUCUGGCUCGGGAACCCAGAGGAUCCGUGUCAUCUCCUACAACACCCACAAAGCCAGUAGUGUUUGCUGACUGGGUCGCCGGAGUUAAGCCCCCUGAUCCCAGCACCAUCAACAAACAUGUCCACGACAUGGUGGAGGCUGUGUACAAAAACUAUGACCAUGACCGAGAUGGGUUUAUUUCUCACGCUGAAUUUGAGGCCAUCGCUGGCAACUUCCCCUUCAUUGAUUCCUUCUGUGUGCUGGACGCCGAUCAAGAUGGAAUGAUAAGCAAAGAGGAAAUGAAAACAUACUUCAUCCGAGCCAAUUGCCAUGCUGUGCGCAGUAGUUUCAAACACGCCUUCCACGAAACCACAUACUUCAAACCUACCUUCUGCAUCCACUGUACAGGGCUGCUAUGGGGCUUGAUCAAGCAGGGCUGGAAAUGUAAAGACUGUGCAAUCAAUGCCCACAAGCACUGCAAGGAUUUGGUGGUGAUGGAGUGUCGGAGCAAGGGACAUAGGAGGACAGAGUCCAUGUCUAACGGUGUCGGGCCACAUGACUUGACCUUAUCGGCAAAACGGAAAAUCUCCCAGCGUCACCGCAGAGCUCAAAACCUUAGCGCUAACCCCUCCCCACAACCUGAAAUCCGAGUGCUACGUGAAGGUCGUCAGAGGUCCCACAGCGAGAGCCAGGAUGGAGAGUUCUAUGAGGGGAAGCCACUGAUCUACGAGAGACUGAUCAAAGCAGAAGAGGCGCGGGAACAGCUGAUGGACGAGAACCUACGUUUGAGGGCACGUCUAGAAACUGCAAACGAGCAAAUUCUCACACUGAAAGCCCAUAUUGGUGUUAUUCGGCAAAAUACCAUCUCUUUUAUUCUGGAACAGAUGGAUGCUUUAAACAUGCAGAGAGAUACUGAAGUCUAAGAGCAAAAACUUGCCAGAAUUCUAGAUGAGGUCAAGAUCGGUCUUGUUGGAAGUGCAGGGACAUUUUGCCUGUUGGAUGUGGCUGUCUAUGGGUUUGUGGAAGGCUCCAUUGUCAUCUGGUUUUGUUUGGGAGGGGUGGCAGGUAGGUAUUGUUCAACUACCUACACACCCCUCCUUGUCAGAUGAGUCAGUCUCAUGUUGACACAAUACCAGGUGGGAUUACCAUUCUAUAUCAUUCCAUUUAUGUACCGUAGGAUAUGGACCUGCCAAUCAUAACCAUCGAUCCUAUCAUGUGACCAGUAACACUAUGUCUUGUGACGGAAAUUAACCAAUGAGGAAUCACCGGCUAGCAGUGUUACUAUUGAAAAAUGAUUGUGUUGUUAAACUUCUACUGGCGCCAGUAAUAUUGGGACUGAUGAGGUGGGUGAAGACUUGACUUGUUAUCGUGCAGUAUUUUUACACCAUGGCAUAAUGAUAUCAAGUGUAGAUAUAUAUGUUAUGUAGGUAUUGAACGAUAUAUCUUGCUGACUAUUCCAAAAAUAUAUCAGUUGUACUCGUCUGCUUCCAUGGGCAACUGAUGGUUGAUGUCAAGAUAUAUCCAGCCAUUGUCAUGGCAACAAGGGAACCAAUAGCACUCUCUUGAUGUUGAUUUGAACUGUUUAACAGACUGGGGGAAUCCCUGACAGUUAGGUCUUAUAAUGUUGGAAUUAUGAAGAGGACUUGGAGGACGAGUCGUCGAAGACAAAAUCUCCCAUGUGAAUGUGGGACCAACUGAGUGUACAAUCACUGUCAUACUUCACGGACGGUGGAACAUAUUUGUGUUAAUAUGUGUAGUUGAGAAGAAAAUUACACCAACCGUUAUUUUUGGUAAAUGUUUACAUGUAUGUCAAUCGUAGACUGAGGGACUUGUACAAGCAAUCCACAUUGGCUUGAUCAUGUGACCAAGGCAACCAAUCACAGUGGUUGUCUCUUUGUUGGCCAAGAUGGCUGUGCUGACAACAGGAAGCUCCCAAGCUGCGGACAGUGACAAGGGGAUGUUGACAAACAAUUAUUGUACUGUUGAUCUGGAAUGUGGAAAGAAUCUAAACCUCUCCUUGGCCAUAGUCAAAGGAAAUAUGUCCAAAACACUGACACCAGGUCAUUGUUGACGGCACAGUCGCCCUCCCCAGAGCAAGGAAAUGUCAAAUAAAUACUUGAAAGGAUGUACCAGUGGAAGCAGUCGACAUAAUCACAGGAGGCCGUGAGAUAAAAGUGUUGAUGAAAGGCUUGUUGAUGCAGUGAUGUUGGUACUAUGAACUAUCUGUGAACGGGUGUCUCCUGACUGACCACUUAGGUCCGAGGGAGUGGGCUAUAGUGGUGAGAACGUGCUGGCAGUAUUAGCCACGUUUAGGCACUGUGUGGUCCUGUGUGCCUGUGUAAGAAUGAUAAAGUUGUUGACUUGUUGACUCUUUCCCCAGAAUGCAGUGCAAUACGAGAGGUACUUCUCAAAAUAUUUUGAUCAGACGUUUUAAACUGACAAGAAUCAGAAUUCAGGUCAGGUUUGCUAAAAUUCAUGAAGUUUUUCAAUGAAACAUCCAAAUCUUCCAAUAUUGUAAUUAUCUGUAUAAAACAUCUAGUGAUUUGUCUUAAGCUAAACACAAAAGCUUGUCUCCCAAAGCAUUGGAAUAAGGGAAAAGUAUCAUUGCUGCACCUAAAGGACAGAUUAAUGUCAUGCAUAAUGUGAUCAUAUAAAAUGUAUUGACCGGCCCAUGCUGUAUGGCCACCAGACUACACAGUGUCACUUUGUUCAGGGGAAAAGGCUUGGACAUGUCCGCCUUCUUGAGUCAGGCUGUUAUUGAUUAACAUGAUCGUCCACCCAUCCUGUCCGAGCUAAGGGGAGAUAAUCGUGUACAUGGAGUAAUACGAGUCCUCAUCCUGUUCCCAGUCAACAUCUUCCUAGUUUCUAGCAUAUGGCAUCCAUUUUACCGACCACCCUCCCUCCUUUACUCUCAGUCGAACAGGGGAGAAAAGCAUGUCUCAUCUAGAUCAGUUCGUGUAACCUUCUGUCCUAAAGUGUUUGUAUAUAUUUCAUAUUUAUGCAAUAUUGCUAUGUUAAUAUCCAUGUGGCUUUGUACAACUCAGUCAUAUUAUGAAUGUUGAUUAUCAAAUGUUUUGUUACAACUAUAAUUACUUUAUUUCUAGUCUUGGAGCAAUCUGAAAUUCCUUUUUUCCUGUUUUUUGUUGAGUUUUUAUUUAAGAUGUUUAUCCUGUUUUUCAAAGAUGUU